Messenger RNA from Alternaria ethzedia, 1830 nucleotides. RefSeq lists its product as uncharacterized. The transcript has a single exon. The coding region runs from base 1 to 1830 and encodes 609 amino acids. Lineage: Eukaryota; Fungi; Ascomycota; Dothideomycetes; Pleosporales; Pleosporaceae. Gene Ontology annotation, biological process: maturation of SSU-rRNA; ribosomal small subunit biogenesis. Gene Ontology annotation, molecular function: RNA endonuclease activity. The record is from RefSeq and is a predicted model, not a curated record. Gene Ontology annotation, cellular component: preribosome, small subunit precursor.
AUGGCAACACCCACUGCGGCCCAGCAAAAGCCCAUUCACUCGCUUAUUUUGGAUACGGGCCCAUUGAUCAAGAACACAGUAUCGAUCUCUACUAUCAUCAACGCCGCGGAAGAACUAUGGACUACUCCUGCUAUUCUCUCCGAAAUCCGCGAUGAAGCCACACGGUCACGUGUACAGACAACAUUGAUCCCAUUUCUGAAGAUACGGAAUCCUCAGCCGGCAAGCUACGAUGCAGUCAUUGCGUUUAGCAAGAAGACAGGUGAUCAUGCGGUACUCAGUAGGCAGGAUUUGGGUAUCCUAGCCCUGGCUUACGAAGUGCACUGUGAGAGGAACGGUGGCGACUGGGGCCUGAGAGAAAUACCCAAAGGAGGAAUAAAGAGGAGGCCUGGAGAGAUUGAGCAGUCGAACGAGGAGAAAUCGCAGAGUGGGGGCCUUUCCACCUCAGCAAAGAAGCGCAAGAACAGGCGGAAGGCAGCCAACAAGACUACCGAAGAUACCGCUGAAGAUGCGAUGGAAGGCGUACAGAUCGAUUCCGGAUCUGUCGAACCAGACGACAUUGAUGAAGGCUGGGAGCAGCCUACAGGCAAGCGGGCGGCGAAGGCCAAAGCGCCCAAAUCUACUAAGUUUAACUUCAAGCCCGCAGCGGAGUUAGACAGCAGCCUGGAACAAGCCAAUGAAUCGGAGGAGCAGACCGCCCAAGCCGAAACAGACGAAGCAGAAGGUGGAAUAGCUGUCACUCAGGAGCAGGUCGAGGAGCAAGUACAUGAGCAGGUUGUUGCACAGGUUCAGGAUCAGGUUCACGAGCAGGUGCAUGACCAGAUUCACGAGCAACUUGAGAAACAGGGCGAGGGAGAGCUCGAGUCUCAAGCUGUAGAGCAGGCGGAGGAAAAGAUCGAAGAGCAGGUUCAAGAGCAAGUUCAAGAACAGCUUCAAGAACAGGCUGGUGAGUUGGGGCUAAUCGACCAAUCGGCGGCGGUCGAGGUGCCCACCACUAACAUCCACAUCGAGCAGAAGGCAGAGCUCUCACUCGCGCCUGAGACCUCCAGCCAGCAGGAUCUACAAACCCAGCAAGUCAGCUCUGACGAAUCAAAACUGGCGCAGGAACUGGAGGACCUCUCGGUAUCCCAUCACGCCACUCAACAACCUACGCCCCCUACGACUGACGAUUCAGCUGCGGAGUCUGACUCUGAUGGCGACUGGAUUACUCCACAGAACCUUACAGAACACCAAGCCAAGGACGGAGCCAUCCAACCGCAAAUUCACACAACAGCCAAUCGCCAGCUGGACGUAGCAACCAUGACGAUCGAUUUUGCGAUGCAAAACGUAUUGCUCCAGAUGAAUCUCCAACUUCUCUCCACAAACAUGCAACGCAUCAAGAACGUCAACACCAAGGUUCUCCGGUGCCACGCCUGUUUCAACAUCGUCAAGCAAAUGGACAAGCAAUUCUGCCCCCGCUGUGGUCAAGCAACCCUACAAAGGGUUUCCUGCUCUACAAACGCCGCUGGAGAGUUCAAGAUCCACUUAGCCAAGAACUACCAGUACAACAAGCGUGGCGAUAAAUACAGCAUCCCCAAGCCCAUCGCCGGUACUGCAAACACAAAGUGGAGUCAUGGUCAGGGAGGAGGCAAAGGCGGCUGGGGUCGAGACCUCAUCCUUGCUGAAGACCAGAAGGAAUACACUAAGCGCGCUGAAGAGGACAAGAGGACCAGGACGAGGGACCUCAUGGAUGACAACUAUCUGCCGGGCAUUCUGACAGGCGAUCGGGGCAGAGCCGGUGGCAGAGUCAAGGUAGGCGCAGGCAAGAACGUCAAUGCGAAGAAGAGGACGUAG